Messenger RNA from Hermetia illucens (black soldier fly), 679 nucleotides. It is a transcript of the gene sing, whose product is annotated as protein singles bar. Gene Ontology annotation, cellular component: membrane. The transcript is spliced from 3 exons. NCBI's taxonomy places the organism in Eukaryota, Metazoa, Arthropoda, Insecta, Diptera, Stratiomyidae. The record is from RefSeq and is a predicted model, not a curated record. The coding region runs from base 57 to 614 and encodes 185 amino acids.
UGCACCCUUAACAGAAGCAAUCUCAAGAUCAGUACAACGCGUGGAUUCCUCCAGAUAUGCCUACAGUCGCGAUCGGAAGACACAAUAACCACAUGGGUCCUUUCUCAGGAGGAGGUGGAGGUGGAAUAAACGUGUGUUGCUGCCGUAUUUGCACCUGUGUUAACUUCGGUUUCUUGGGUUCCCGGUUCGGUUUGAUGAAGGUGUGUGAAAUUAUGCUGGCCAGUUUUUGUGAAACCCUCCUCGUUCAAUUUGGAAUACCUUAUGCAAGUAACAUCGGAAAGGCUUUAUUCAGUUUCCAAGCAGCGACCGCAAGCACCUACACGACAACUGUGAUUCUGUUAAUUGUGUAUUGUUUCUCCGAAAAAUCAUUCCAUUUAAUGCGACAAAGUUUAUUUGAGACACUUUUCAAUAGUAUUUCUUGUUUAAUGUACGCAACUGCAUCGAGCUACAUGGCAACUGCAGCAAUUCUUUGGUUAUAUCCACAAUUUCUCAUCGUUCCCGGAUUCAUCGCAUAUCCAGCCAUGGUGGCAGUUUAUUGGAUGGGAUAUGUCGCAGCUUUAGUCUAUGGGGUAGACGCGUAUUGCGCAUACAAAUACUACAAAGGACGACGAUAACAUUUUGAUAUGAAACUCACGAAAAACUGCAAUAAUUUAUUGAUAUUUUAAUUUAAACUUUUCGG